AAAAAAUUAUUUUUUUUAAAUGGACCAGAGUACCACCGUCUCAGUGACCUGUCAGCACCGUUUUCCUCAACCUAUCACCGCUAAUAUCCUUUAUCCGUACGCCGCCAUCACUCGUCGCCUCGUCGUUGGAAUCUCCCUUUGCCGCCACGUGUUGCACCCUCAUUGGAAAAGCCCUCUUUAAAUUCACCCAAUUACCCACUUCAAAUUCACCCAAUUACCACUGUCAAAAAAUUAGUAGAUCCAAAGCGAGGUGAAUUAUACAGAAGGCUAAUAGGCGUGAGUACCAUAAGUGGUAACAUAGUCUAAUUGAAUUUUUAAGGCGAAAAAGGAGGAGUCUCCAAAAGCUGAGAGGUACUUUAUGAAAUUCGUGAAAGUGAUGGAGAUGGAGGUACAAAUCUUAUAUAUUUAGACACGGAUGGAUAAUAUUCAUUUUGUUGAGAAAUUUAGGGUUGGGGAGAUUGAAGAAAUUAAGUAUGGGAAGGAAGAAAGUGGAAAUAAAGCGGAUCGAAGACAGGAGUAGUAGGCAAGCGACUUUCUCGAAACGCAGAAGCGGACUGAUGAAGAAAGCCAAUCAGCUCUCUAUUCUCUGUGACGUUGAUAUCGCCGUCGUCGUCUUCUCUAGCCGUGGACGCCUCUUUGAAUUCUCCAGUACUAACAGUUUGACAGGAAUAAUUCAACGAUAUCACAGAAACGUGAAAGCAGAAGAUAAGGUCUCUGCAGAAGUUAAUGACACAGAGGAAUCAAAAUAUGCAAGUUUCAUGACAAUGGAAGAAGUGCUACAGACGGUAGAAAAGCAACUCGAGGAGCCUGAUGUUGAUGAUCUCAGCAUUACUGAUCUUGUCCAUUUGGAAAACCAAGUUGAGACUGCUCUUACACAAACCAGAUCUAGAAAGACACACUUGUUGAUUGAAUCAAUUAAGAAUCUUCAUGACAAGGAGAAGCUGCUGAAAGAAGAAAACAAAGUUCUGGAUGACGAGAUAGGUAGCAUCAAGAAGAAAGAAGCAAAUGAGAUGGCAGUGGAUCUCAAUAACAUUGCACCAACCCCUAUGGAUUGUGGACAACAGAGAGAGACCCUGAUCUUUCUAUAGACAUAAUGAAGGCGGCAUCACACAUAUCAUAUCAAAGCUAUAGCAGCCUUCCCAAUAUAUUGUAGGAGAGCAGCCAGUCUAACCACCACCACCACCACUACUACUAGUACGUGGCGUUCUAUUGUAUUGUAUGUGUCUCCUGCUAUAGUUGAAAUACUGAAAAGUUGUGUGAGGAGCAAUAAGGAGAUACUUGCAGUGUCUCGAAAACUCUAUCUAGUGGUGCCAUCUGAAUGACUAGAUAAAAUUUUCAAAUUUCCUUGGUAUCAGAAGCGCUUUGAAAAAUUGAAUGAUCAGAGAAGUGCUGUAAGAGGCCAACGGCCUGUGUUUGGCCAAUAUAUUUAAGGGGUGUCUUGCCCUUUGUCAAUAAUAUAGAACCAGUUUGUGUCU
This is a messenger RNA of Nicotiana attenuata, 1475 nucleotides long. Its product is annotated as agamous-like MADS-box protein AGL27. Gene Ontology annotation, biological process: positive regulation of transcription by RNA polymerase II. The transcript has 7 exons. The record is from RefSeq and is a predicted model, not a curated record. Gene Ontology annotation, molecular function: protein dimerization activity; DNA-binding transcription factor activity, RNA polymerase II-specific; RNA polymerase II cis-regulatory region sequence-specific DNA binding. Lineage: Eukaryota; Viridiplantae; Streptophyta; Magnoliopsida; Solanales; Solanaceae. Bases 474 to 1088 code for a protein of 204 amino acids. Gene Ontology annotation, cellular component: nucleus.